AUGAGUAGACAAAGCAAUGCGCAAGUGAAUGCAUGCAUUGAAUGUGUUCGUGAAGAUGGCUCGUAUUCAGGACGCGCCUUGUUCAAACACAACGAAUCGCCAGGACGAAGGCGGAGCGCUGUGACCGAUGAAUACGUGUGUACGGCACUGACUCAUCUGAAGCGAUGUGAUGUGGUCCGUUCGUCGUUUCGGGCUGGCUCCGCAUUGUAA
Messenger RNA from Strongylus vulgaris, 210 nucleotides. The record is from the annotation of a GenBank genome assembly. NCBI's taxonomy places the organism in Eukaryota, Metazoa, Nematoda, Chromadorea, Rhabditida, Strongylidae.